AUGACAAACAAUAAUAAUAAAGCAAGAGAAUUUAUAGAAACUUAUGUUAAUCAAUCAACUGAUGAACAAGAUUACUUGCUAAAAGAACAACCGCGUUAUGAUCCAACAAAGCCUAUUCCUAAUGUCAAAAUAGAAGAACAAAAGAAAGAACAGCUACCAGAAAAGACUGAAAGUCAUUUCAAUAUGCAUGCACAAACAGUUAACCCGAUACCUACUGGUUCAUCAGAUAAACCAUCAAUGGAAACAUACACAUCAAGUAGAGAGCAAAGAAAUGAAAUUCAUGAAACAGCGCUUACUGUCUGUGCUGAUCUUCAUGAAAACUUGAUGACCUGCUUCCAACAUGGCAGUUGGUGGGAUAAAGCAAAGAUGUGUGAGGAACAAAAACAAAAGUUUUGGGCAUGUUAUAGCGCACAAAAGCAGUUUUUAAAAGGAGUUAAUUAUAAGGGACCAGGAAAUACAGAACAGGAAGAUGCUCGUAUAUUAGUGGGUGCCUAUAAGCUUCGAGAUAAACUAGGAAAUAAUUCAGAAACAGCGUAA
This is a messenger RNA of Rhizopus microsporus ATCC 52813, 537 nucleotides long. RefSeq lists its product as uncharacterized. Bases 1 to 537 code for a protein of 178 amino acids. The record is from RefSeq and is a predicted model, not a curated record. Lineage: Eukaryota; Fungi; Mucoromycota; Mucoromycetes; Mucorales; Rhizopodaceae. The transcript has a single exon.